UUAUUAUUAUACUUAAGAUCUUAGACUGGAAGGAAAAUAUGACCAUUAAAAUGUGAAAGGAACACUGUUUAAAGAAAAUGCCGAGGUCCCAAACAGCAAAGGCUAAUGCGCCUGCGCAAUGUAGACGUCAUAACGGGGAGCUAAUCACAGUGUUUUCCAGCAAAUUCGAACGAUGCAUGUGUCUGAAAUGCGCCAUGGAACAGCAUGACUUACUGGGUGACUUCAUGCCAAUAUCUGAAGGCGUUGAACUCAUGAGAUCUACUGGAAAGGCUCUUUUGGAUGAAGUUUCUUUGAUGACUGAAACAACGAAGAUGCUGAGGAAAGAUCGGAACAAAUUCAUUGAGAAGAUACGUUCUUCUGAGAAAAAUAUCAAGGUUCAAGUGCGUAAAAUGAAGGAUAAAAUUACUAGGCAUUUGGACCUUUUGGAACAAAAGUUUAUGACCAAACUUAAGAGGCUGGUUGAAAACAAUGAACGCGUCUUUCAGAAGGACCAGCAUGUGAUUUCCUUAAUUGAAACAGAAUUGAAGAAAAUUAAAGAAAAUGUAAAUGUGAAACUUAAAACAGGCAGUGACACGGAUCUGAUAACUGGAAUAGUUGAAGAAAAGGUCAGUUUUAAUAAUAAGAAGUUAGACAUCAAAUCUCAGCAAGGACGAGUGCCUACAAAGUCGCUUCAGUUUCGAAUGUCUCAGUCGGUUUUAGAUUUUCUUCAAAACGUCAAAGAUUUAGGAGACGUAUCUCUUCAAUUGCCGUUUGAAGAAUUCAACGAUGAUGUCUCAAAUUAUUCCCCAGAACCUCCUUCGUUCCGGUCGGCAAUGGUCCCUGUGGCAAUGGCAACUCAUCCGCAUGCUUUUCCAACCUCAACCCCUAUUCCAUUUACAUCGCAUGGGUCGCCUAGAUCACACACACAUUCUCAAGGAUACCCACAAUCACGUGCAAACAAUAAGUAUGGAAUACACGUUUCAAACCCAUAUCAUUCAUACAAUGCUCAAUUAAAUAAUCAACAGGUUCCAAACGGAGGUGUUCCAUUUCGUGAUGAGUACGGCGAUGCAACGACUAAUCCAUAUGGCGAUUUCGAAGGCAUUCGUGACGACCCGAUCGUGCUUACCUCUGACCAUACUGGAACUUGCAAUCUCAGUGGCGUCGCAGCUCUUUCCAGCGGCCGUAUUAUUGUGUGUGACUCCAAGCACAAAUGUAUUCAACUGAUCAAUCGGCGAAGUGACAUUCUUGACGAACUUGUAUUUCAUUACAAGCCAUGCAGCAUUGCAACAGUGUCGGAAAACGACGUCGUGGUAAGUUUCACCGAGAAAGACUUCAUAAGUAUAUUCAAUGCUUCUAUGAAGUCGCUCAAACACAAACGUGAUCUGUCCAUUAGCGGGCGAGGAGGAAGCUAUAGUGUUGCACACAGCAAAAACACAUUCGCAGUAUGUCGAAGAGGAGAGAUCAAAGUUGUCUCGGGCGUCGACAGUUCACUUAUCAACACUAUACAGAUUGAGGCUCAUUUCCCACAAAUUGCCAUGUCCGAUAGCGGAACCAAGAUUUAUAUCUCAGACUUUGUAGGAGGACGCGUAACCUGCAUGAAUGAAAUCGGAAAGGUGAAAUGGGAAUACAGCCUUGAUGACUUAGAACCUUGUAGUUUGGCUGUUGAUCUUAAUCAACUCUUUGUAGCUGACGUGAAAGGCAAGAUUCUCAUCAUGUCGACCUAUGGGAUUUUGGUUCGUCAACUGCAAUGUCAAGGUCACUUAAACGCUCUGAGCGUGGAUAGUAACACGGGGACGCUUCUUGUUACGCAGGAGAGCAACAGAGACAAACAACAGUCAAGGUCAAUCAAGAUCGUCGCACUUUAGUCGCAAUAGAUUGCUAAUGUCGGGAAUUGGUCUUUUUGAACAAUGAAAUGUACAAGAUACAAAUGAAUAUACCGACCACAUUUUUGCCAGAGAAGCAACGGCAUUUAGUCUUAUAAAAUACUAAAUAUUCAACGAAUACGACUUUAUUGGUUAUUAGUGUAUCAAGUCAAUAGUGACUAUGGGAGCAUCUUAUCAAUGAUUGUACGAAAUAAACAUCGUAAGGUCAAGAAUUGUGGUUUAAUAGUAUGGAUUUGUCAACAUCUUAUUGAAACGUUUCUCUUUUUCUUACAUAUAUGUGUGCCAUUCAAUGAUUGAUUAUCUCGAUGUCUCAAUUCACUCUAAACAUGUUUUAUCUUUAUUGUUCUAAGUUGACUGAAUGUUUAAUUUCUACAUGAAUAAAACAAUGAAACACUU
Molecule: messenger RNA, 2258 nt
Organism: Mya arenaria
Lineage: Eukaryota; Metazoa; Mollusca; Bivalvia; Myida; Myidae
Exons: 2
Coding region: 78-1844 (588 amino acids)
Molecular function (GO): protein binding
Source: RefSeq, a predicted model, not a curated record